UACGGCAGCAGCAGCCGCAGCAGCAGCAGCAGCAACAGCGAACGCCUCAGCGUUCCUCAGACAGGAUGGUUCUUCUACGACUGCUCACCUUUACACUCUUGUCCAGCUACUUCCAUCCAGGAACAGUAGUGGACGCACAGCCACAGCCCUCCAUCAUACCUUUUUUGGAGAUAUUCCCUCAGGACAAAGUCUAUGAAGGAGACAAGCUCAGCAUCACGUGCAACAUCACAUGCACCAUCAGUCUGUGCAGCUCUAAUAAUACGCCCAUCUACUUGGACCUGAGGCACAGGACCAAAACUAUCCCCAUCUACACCAUUGAUGCACAGACAAAGAACCCGCUGGAUUUCGAGUGCAGAUUUGGGAUGGGAAAUGGAACAAAAAACUCCAACCAGAGAGCUUCAGUGACCGAACUGUUUUCAUCACCCACGCUCACCAUGAACCCUGCUGACGUCUUUAAAGGAGACUUCAUGUCACUGACCUGCAAAAGUGAGAGCUAUGCGUCUGAGAGAAUCCACAAGGAAGAGCUGACUUACACUCUUGAGCCGUCCAACACUUCUCUGAACUCCACCGAGCUGGGAGUGUUUUCUGUCAAAGCCCUGACCUUUGAUUUCAACUACACCUGUGUGGCUCAAGCCAAAGGCAUCAAGAAGCGCAGUGAAACCCUGACUGUGCGUCCUAAAGACCCACCUCUGACCGCCCCCGCUGACUCACCGAAAAUCCCAGAGGGAAAGCAGUUGACGACCACCGCUAACAAGAACAUCACAGAAUUCCAGAUCAAGAAGUUAUGCAAAGAGCACAGUGGCACGUACAACAGUGAGGUCACCAAAGAGGGUGAGGCUGGUCACAUGGCGCUGUGGAAGGAAGCCGUGAUCGGGGGAGUUUGCCUGCUGGUGGGGUCGGCGCUGAUGUGUGUGCUGUACAAAUUCAUGAUGGGUAGAGGAAGCUAUAGUAUCGCUACGAGGGCUGGGUAUAACCAACAAAUUCCUGAACCGAAUUGAUCCCGAUUCACAAAGUCUCAAUUCAAUUCAAUUCCACAAUUCAGGAAUAUUACAGUUACAAUACUCUUAGUUGGUAAUGUUUUUUUUUCUUUCUAUCUAUCUAUCUAUCUAUGGUGGGCCACAUGAAAUGGAUUGGAGAGCAGCAUGUGGCCCGCGAGCCACAAGUUUGAGCAUAAACUUAUUCCAGGUUUGAAAGGGUUUGUUGGGGAACAGUACUCCAAAAGUAAAAGGGCGCAUAUUCCAUGGCUUGAAUCCCUAUCUAUCGAUAAUUUUUAUUUCUACUUGAAGCUCAGUUUAUUCUUCUAAUUAGUUUUGUUUAUGUUUCCUCCAUCAUUUGACACAUAUGGUUGUGGCUUACAUGUAUAAAUUCAACAUUAUAUCCGUCAUAUAACUAUAAAAACAACGCCUAAACUUAGAUUUCGACAUGACUUUUGUUUUUUAUGCAUGUGUCACAAUGAAAGAAAGUGCCAUUGGCAGUUGUGAAAGUUAGCUGGCCAGCUAAUUCACCUUUUCACUGGCACGAGGAAUUUGACGUUUAGACAAAGAGGGUGAAUUGGUUGUUUUUCGUCUUUUUCUGUUGAAUUGUUGAGUGGCAAAUCACAUCACUAUCUAUGUUAUAGCUUUAGUUACCGUUUGUUUUUCAAAAUUUGACUUUGAAAUGCACCAACCCAGCAGCUCUGGUUGUCGCUAGCUAGCUAGCGAGGUAGCUGAAAACAUAACGUCACUUUAACCUAGCUUUUUCUGGCCGAUAAUAACGUUCACUUACAAAGGUCAGUGUCAGUUUAAUGCAAACCUGCUGACCUUACUUUGCCUUAUGAAGAUAUAAAGCCACACAAGAGCAAGUUUCCAGUGUAGCUGCACUAAAAAAUUCAGACAUAAUAAUGAAUAAAAAAGAUCCUGCAGUUACUUAGCAACACCAGCGCCUGAAGAUGAUUGACAGAGACUGGCAAUGAUUCAAGAGUGAAAAACUCCCCACCCGGAAUGAGCUGCUCCCAAAAUGUAUAUUAAAAACAUCAGACCACAUAUUUACCUAAUGCUUAACGUUCAAACAUGUCAUAUAAACACGUGUGUGUUGGUUUAUUUUUUUAUGUGUAGCAUUGUGUUAUGUUUUGUGAAUGAAAAG
Molecule: messenger RNA, 2121 nt
Organism: Solea senegalensis (Senegalese sole)
Lineage: Eukaryota; Metazoa; Chordata; Actinopteri; Pleuronectiformes; Soleidae
Exons: 6
Coding region: 66-998 (310 amino acids)
Biological process (GO): cell surface receptor signaling pathway
Molecular function (GO): transmembrane signaling receptor activity
Source: RefSeq, a predicted model, not a curated record